Aspergillus tanneri is the source of this 501-nucleotide messenger RNA. RefSeq lists its product as uncharacterized. NCBI's taxonomy places the organism in Eukaryota, Fungi, Ascomycota, Eurotiomycetes, Eurotiales, Aspergillaceae. Bases 1 to 501 code for a protein of 166 amino acids. The record is from RefSeq and is a predicted model, not a curated record. The transcript has 2 exons.
AUGGAGGUUGAUUGCGUUCCCUCCGAGCCUAAUCGAACAGCUUGUGUCACUUCUUCUUAUAAUGCAGGGGUCACAGUUUAUGGGUGGCCUUCCAAGGGUGGUCUUUAUGCCCUGUAUGACUGCCUUGGGGUGGAGCUUGAAUUUCUAGGCUUUGACAGAUUUAAUCCACCUAAGUUACGAGCAGGUUCACAAGCUAAGGAGGAUGCACAUUGUGACCGAAUGCGUCAGCUUGGGGCUACCUGGUGGAAAAGUGAAAUUGGAACGGAUCUGUUUAGGAGAGAGAUAGAGGGCCCCAAGCUUACGGAUGAAUACCUCCGAGUCGGCUGGCCAGCCGGGGGUGGUGUGUGGGUUUUACACACAACGAUCGAGGUAGCAGCCGAGAAAGGUGCUGGGUUAACACAUAAUGCAUAUAAUAUGGAAGAACGAUGUAAAGUGAUUAAGCAGAUGGGAGGUGUCUUUUAUGCGGAUCCUAAAGAUUGUCCUUAUCUCGAUUUGCCCUAA